This is a messenger RNA of Argentina anserina (silverweed cinquefoil), 960 nucleotides long. Its product is annotated as transcription initiation factor IIB-like. The transcript has 2 exons. Gene Ontology annotation, biological process: transcription preinitiation complex assembly; DNA-templated transcription initiation. Gene Ontology annotation, molecular function: TBP-class protein binding. Gene Ontology annotation, cellular component: nucleus; transcription preinitiation complex. NCBI's taxonomy places the organism in Eukaryota, Viridiplantae, Streptophyta, Magnoliopsida, Rosales, Rosaceae. Bases 1 to 960 code for a protein of 319 amino acids. The record is from RefSeq and is a predicted model, not a curated record.
AUGGCCUACGAGGUCUCCGACACCGAUCAGUUCUGUAAAGACUGCAACAGAUUCACUCAGACCGUCUUAGACCACCGUCAAGGCGACACCAUCUGCUCCGAGUGCGGUCUUGUUCUCGAAGCCCACUAUGUCGACACCUCCGCCGAGUGGCGAACCUUCGCCGACACCGAAAACGACAAUGACCCUCAACGAACCGGCGAGCCCGUCAAUCCUUUACUCCACAACGGCGGCCUCGGCACCAUGAUUUCCAACGCCAAAAACAACAACGCCGUUGGGUCUGAUAAUCAGUUGAGAAGUUUCGGCCGGGCUAACAAGAUGGUGCAGAAGCAGCAGAACCCUGAUAGGUCUCUCACACAAGCUUUCGGCGCCAUUGCUUCGAAAGCUGGCAUGUUAGGGCUUAUGAACACAGUGGUGACUCGUGCUCAACAGAUUUAUAAGGAGGCAGACGAUAAGAAGUUUUGUAGGGGAAGAAAAGACGAGGCGUUGACGACUGCUUGUCUAUUCCUCGCUUGCCAUGAAGAGGGCAACCCUCGAACACUAAAGGAAAUCGCCACGGUUGGGAAUGGAGCUAGUAAGAAAGAUAUUAAUAAGAUGAAGGAACAGUUGAAGAAAGUGCUGGAGAUGGAUAGCAAAAUCAUUCAUGCCGAGGAUCUUACGCGGCGGAGCUGCUCUUCCAUUGGUAUGAAACAUCAAGGGAUGAAGGCGGUGAACGAGACAUUAGAGAUUUUGAAGGAGUUUGAUGUGAGGAGGACGCCGAAGUCGGUUCUGGCUGCGGUUAUGUACAUGGUGGUGCAGCUCUCAAACGACGUGACAAGCCUUAAAGAGGUAUCGCAAGCCGCUGAUGUUGCGGUAGGAACAACUAAAAAGACAUACAAGGAUCUCUAUCCCUAUGCUUCAAGGAUAAUACCCAGCUGGUUUGCCAAGUUGGAGGACGUCAAUUCGAAACUUCGCAUCCCUUGA